AUUUUGCAUUCAUAAAAAUUAAAAUAUAAACAUUUUAUGCAACAAUGAACAAGCCCUGUAGUAUACUCACCAAAACUGUGAGUCCUACUGCUGACAUAAAGAAGAAAAUAUGCAAUAUAUGACAACUUGAUUUUGAUUGUUUUGCAGUCACAGAUAUUUCACAGAUAAGCUGGUCAUCUUUCCAUUUCACCAUGUUCACACCUCCAGCUCCUUGCCCCAGGCCCAACUUGCGCUGGCUUAACAAUUGCGUAUCCUCCUUCACAUUGUCAUUAUCAUGGGCAUGGUAUUGGUAGAAGUCAUUCUUCAAAUCUGUAUCCAUCAGUGUGUUACAAGGCAGUCAUCACCGCAGAUUGACGUCUGAUGAAACACAAUUUGAUCUAGAUAAAUUUGAAGCCACUAAUAAUGUAUUGUCAAUGCUAGCUAUGCAAGUCGUCUGUCUAAUUUACACAGAUAUCAGUACGUGGGACUGAACAAAAUACUUCCGCUAUGCUGCCCUCUGUAGUUGUUUACUUGCACCCAGGCAACGGGAAACUUUUUGUUUUCAGCGACGUCCAACAGGAAUUGUUUUCAACAGGAUCCAGAGAAAUUUUGCCAAAAUGUCUGCCAGCACGGAAAUGCCAGGAGUGAAUGCUGCACUCCAGCGUCUUCAAGAAUUAGCUGAACGAAUGAAGAGUGAAGAAUUUGGCUUCAGGGAUAAUGAUAUUACAAUGAUUGAUGGAGUAUCAGAAGCUAUCAAAGAAUUGGAUGCAGAGCGAGUGAAGCUUCACAUGCUUCUGGAGACAGAGACAAUCAACUCCAGUAUUCUUCGACAUCAGCUUCAGUUCUUUCCUGAUCAGAUCAAGAAAGAAAUCAUGGCGGCUCUUGAAUCAGCUCGACAGUCUAAUGCAGAUGAGCUCAAAAAUUUGCAGGAUAAAUUGCAAUUGCUGAAUGAGACCAUUGACGAUCUGGAGGAAACACACAAGAAAUUAAGCAAAGAGAAUGCAAUUCUUGCUCCUGAGAGAGACAUGGUGCGAGCCCAGCAUGAAGAGGUUAUUUCACAACUCAAUCAACGUCUAGCUGAUAAGGCUGGAAAACAAAUUAUGCUGAAUGAGACAAGAGAUCAUCUUCGUGAGACAAAUCAAAAGAUUGUAGAUCUUGAAACGGGGAUUGUGAUUUUGAAAGAAGACAUGAUACAGGAGAGAUCUGAUGCAAGGCAAGAGAAGAAAAGACUCAAACAGGCUGUGCAUGACACAGCCAAGAAGACCAAGAAACAGAAAGAAGCCAACAUAGCUCAAAAGAAACAAGUAGAUCUCCUUCAAGAACAGUUGACUGCCAAGAAACUAGAGCUUAAUGACAUCCUGAAGGUCAUACGCCGUUUUGACACUAAUCGCACCAGAUCAGAAGCCCAAGAGAAACUGUUACAGGAUCAACUUGAUAAAGAAUUAGUGCACAAUGAACAAAUGAAAGAUGAAGGAAUAAAACUUUCUCUUCAGUUGACUGACCUAGAAACAAAGACUGGUAAGAAAGAAGCUAUACUGCAGACCAAGGUUACCGAGCUUGAAAGAGACAUAACAAAAACUAACAAGCAGUAUGAUGGACUAAAGGCAGAACAUGAUGAGAAGAAAGUCAUUGUUGAAGAGGCUUUGGAGGUCGCAGAAAAGGAAGGCUCAAAGGUCCAGGAGAUAGAUAAUAUUUUGCAGAGUAAGAAAGAUGACCUGACCAAAAAGGCAACAGAUACAGCUCGGAUGAAACUUGAGAAUGAUGAGAUGGAGAUGAAGAUGAAGAAUUUAGAAGAAAAUCACCAGAUAACAGUUCAACUGUUGACCAAGCAGAUCCAGGAUUUCAGAGAGAACCUGACCCGAGAGCGCAAGGAACGCUUUGAGCUUCAAGAGAAGAGGGAUGCAUUGAGUCGAGAGUUAGAAGACUUCAGGCAGGAGUUUGCCAAGUACAUGAGUACAAUGAGUGAUCGCAUCAACAGGGCUAAACAAGAUCAUGUAGAUCUUACCAAUGAGGGUGAGCAGCUUACAAAAGACAUUGCCAAAGAUGACAUCACAAUCAAAACACUUGAAAAGGAUUUGAAGAAGGCCGAGGGCAAUUUUUCCAAAGUGAAGAAGAAGCUGCAUGAUGAGAUUGCAAAUAUAGAAAAUAAAAUAGCCGAUGCUGAAGCUACUUUGGAAGCUAAGAUGAAAGAACUUGAGGAGAAGACACCUAUCUUUGAGGAGCUUGAACGAAUGUUUGAAGAGAAACAAGAAGAAUAUAACAAUAAGAAGAAGGGCAUAGUGGAGUUGAAGAACAAGAAGAGUGUUCUGAUGACGUCAUCGAACAGAGCUCAGAGGGAGAUACAAAAACUCAUUGCACCAGGGAAACCUGAGAAUGAGACAGAGGAAGUCAAAGAAAAACUACCUGAACUUCCUCCCAUCGGAGAAUCUUUCUUCACAUCAGAGGAUGAGACCAGAAAUAAAACCUUUAAGAGUCUCUCAAAGGUGGCAUUGAGACACUUGCUAAAACAGCAACGUUCAGCCGCACUGGGAAGGAUGAAAGAACAAGGUAGAGAGUUACAAGAGCUAGAAGAAAACAUCUUUCAUGCUGGACGUAAACUCAAGGCAGUCACUGAAGAGAAUGUCAAAUUCACUGGGGCUAUUGAGAAGAUGAAGAAGGAGUGUGUUUCAAUUGAAGAGCAGAUAUCAAGACAUAGCAGUCUGGAGGAGAGCCUAAAACAUCUUGUCAUUUCACAAAGAGGACACCUAGAAGUAGGUUGGGAGAAGGACAAGGCCCUGCAGGAUGAGUUUGCCAAGCGAGAUCAGGUGUUCCUGGAUGAUAUCACCGAUCUCUGUCGCCGUGCUGACCGUCGGGAGCAGGUGGUAUCAGACAUCACGGACAAACUCCAGCAGGAGAUACUGAUGCUGGCCUCUCUCCUAGAGACAGUCGCUGAAAGAAGACCUCCAAAUACCAGUCAGGGUAGUCGACCAACCACAGUCCCACGCCCACCUACCGUCCUGAGAGAAUACCUAGACUCACGCACCAACCUCACAACGCAAGCAGGAAGAAAGACAGAGCUACAAAGUCAGCCCAACCUUCUCAAUCAGACUGUACCCGAAGAACUCUAGAAAA
Messenger RNA from Lytechinus variegatus (green sea urchin), 3090 nucleotides. Its product is annotated as centromere-associated protein E-like. Bases 597 to 3086 code for a protein of 829 amino acids. The record is from RefSeq and is a predicted model, not a curated record. The transcript has 24 exons. Lineage: Eukaryota; Metazoa; Echinodermata; Echinoidea; Temnopleuroida; Toxopneustidae.